Molecule: messenger RNA, 3194 nt
Organism: Papaver somniferum (opium poppy)
Lineage: Eukaryota; Viridiplantae; Streptophyta; Magnoliopsida; Ranunculales; Papaveraceae
Product: pentatricopeptide repeat-containing protein At3g62890-like
Exons: 4
Coding region: 107-2041 (644 amino acids)
Biological process (GO): RNA modification
Molecular function (GO): protein binding; zinc ion binding; RNA binding
Source: RefSeq, a predicted model, not a curated record
GCCAGGGACAGGGUCAUGCAGAACAUCAGUCCAAAAUGCUAAGUGUUGUUAAGAGUUCGAAAGAAAAAGCUUCUUAAUACUCUGCAAAGCACAACUUGGUGUUCGAAUGUUCAAGUUCCAGUCAUUUCCUCGGACAGCAACUGUCUUCCCCGCCUUAUUCAAAAGAACUAACCACCACCGGUCAUUGCCUCAGCUUCAAAAUGCAACCACCAUAGUUGAAACACUAACUCUACUUCUGAAGCAACGCCAAAAACUACCUCAGAUUUCACAAAUCCAUGCCCAGAUUACUACGCAAGGUUUAUCAUCCAAUACUUCUCUCGUCUUUGCCAUCGUUCGUUGUUAUAUUUCUGCAAAGAACCUCAGUUUUGCACGAACAUCAUUCGAUCGAUGUCCAUUUCCAUCACUGCUCUUAUGGAAUGUCAUAAUACAAGCCUACUGCAAGAAACAAAAUUGCCAGGAAUCAUUCAAUUUAUUCCGGCAGAUGCUUGCGCUCGGGGACGGGUCUAUGCCGGACAAGUACACUUUCACCUUUGUAAUCACUUCAUGCUCGCAGCAAAACACACCCAUUUAUGGGGAUAUUAUUCAUGCUUUGGUGAUAAAGUUUGGGUGUGAAUCCGAUACUUUUGUGUGCAACUCACUGUUGAAUUUUUAUUCAGUCUUUGGAAAAAUGGAAGAAGCUCGGGUUGUAUUUGAAGAAAUGCCUCAAAAGGAUGUUGUCACCUGGACUAGUUUCUUAAGUGGGUAUACUAAGCAUGGGAAGAUGGAUCGAGCUGUUGAGUUGUUUAGUGAGAUGCCAGAACGGACUGAUGUCUCUUGGACAGUUAUGAUUUCGGGCUUGGUUGGAGUGGGGAGGUAUACUGAUGCAAUUCAUUAUUUCAAUUGUAUGUUGUCUGAUAAGUCUGUAAAGCCAAAUGAAGCAAUUCUUGUUUGCGUUUUAUCAGCUUGUGCUUACCUUGGUGCCUUGGAUCAAGGAAAAUGGAUCCGGAGUUAUGUAGAGAAGAUAGAAACGUUGAAAAGUGCAAAUAUAUCUACCGCUCUGAUUGAUAUGUACGCCAAAUGUGGGAAAAUAGACUGUGCACGUAGUAUUUUUAACGGAUCUUCCAAAAGAGAUGUUUUCACUUGGACAAGUAUGAUUUCAGCUUUAUCAAUGCAUGGGCUUGGUGAGGAUGCUCUUAGGGUUUUCUCUCAAAUGUCAGAUGAAGGAAUAAAACCGGAUGAUAUCACUUUAUUAGGUGUUUUAAAUGGAUGUAGUCAUUCAGGUUUAGUAGAGGAAGGUUGUUCAGUCUUUGACAAAAUGGAGAGCUUAUGGGGAAUUUCUCCGAUGAUUCAGCACUAUGGGUGCAUGGUAGAUCUUCUUGGUCGUGCAGGUCAAUUGGAGCGAGCCUUUGAAUUUGUCAGAAGAAUGCCAAUCGAGCCUGAUAUUGUAAUAUGGAGGGCACUUCUUAGUUCUUGUAGGAUUCAUAGAAAUGUCAAACUUGGAGAGCAAAUCAUCAAUUAUAUUUCGCAGUCGGAUCCCUGUGGUCAAGGUGGAGGUUAUGUUCUUCUUUCUAACUUGUAUGCCUCUUUAGGUAGAUGGGAUAAGGUUGAUGGAGUGAGAAAGCAGAUGAAUGACAAGAACAUUGAAUUAAGAACAGGGUGCAGUUGGAUUGAAGUUAAUGGAAUCAUUCAUAAAUUUGUUUCUGCAGAUAAGUUGCACCCUCGGAUUACAGAGAUACACCAGAAGUUAAAUCAAGUACUAAAGAAAGCAAGAACUGAAGGUGGUUACAUUACAAACACCAACCCAGUAUUAUUCGAUUUAAGUGACGAGGAGAAAGAACAAGCUGUUUCUUGGCACAGUGAGAAGCUAGCUGUGGCAUUUGGAUUACUGAGCACCCGUUCAGGGGCUCCAAUUAUGAUUGUAAAGAACCUGAGAAUAUGUGACGAUUGUCAUUCUGCAAUGAAGGCUAUCUCACGAGUUUUCAGUAGGGAAAUUACCGUCAGAGAUCGAUCUCGAUUUCAUAGUUUUCGUGAAGGAAUCUGUUCAUGUAAGGAUUAUUGGUGAUGAAAAAAAUUAAUCAUACAUUUGAUGAAACAUUUUCCUUAAGGAUCAUAGUUUGAUGGGGAUUAAAUUUCUUGCACUGAGGCACUACUUUCGAACUGCUGUUGGAAUCUCUGGAACUCCAAAAUCUCUGAGAUCCAAAAAAAGAGAAAAACUAGAAACUACAUGAGGCAGUUCUCAUCUCAGAGAUACUUUGCUUCCCAAGUACAAGUCAGUUAAUGAAAUAAAGCUACAGAAAUCAUGUAACCAGCUCAAAUGGCCCCAUAAAAACUACUUUUUUCUACAGUGAUCUCUUUACAACCAACAAAAAUAAAUGUGAUUCUUCAGUUAAAACUGCUGUACGGAUUGCUAACAAUAAAGCCCCACCAUCCCAACACCAGAAACAGAUAAUAUUCCCCCAUAUAUAAUCAGCUUCUUCCUUCUUUAUCAUUCAUUUGUUUCAUAGCAAUCACUGAUAACAGAAAUGAAGUAUUCUGGUUCUGGUAGCGGACGAGGCCGUGGAACACUAAAUGAACACGGGAUCUUGGUAUUCAAGUCUAAGAAUUUGGAUGCUGAGAGGAGAAGAAGAGACAAACUUAACGCCAGACUAAUGGAAUUACGUUCCAUAGUUCCAAUUAUCACUAGUAUGACUAAAGCCGCUGCAAUUGACGAUGCCAUAACCUAUAUCAAAGGGUUACAGAAACAAGUAGAAGGCCUUGGUGAUUGUCUAAACCAAAUGGAUGUUGCAGUUCCACAGGCACUAGAAGAAGAGAGUAUCGCAGGCAAAGUUGAAUUGGAUCAAAAUAUUGAGAAAUACACUAUAGAGGAACAAGUGAAAGUAACCAGUUUAGAAGGAGAUAAUUUGAGUAUCAAGAUAACUUGUUAUUCCAAGAGAGGAAUUUUCACCAGAUUACUGGAGCUAAUAACUACUCUGGGGUAUGAAAUUAUGGACAACAAUUUCACCUCAUUCAAAGGUGUUUGUCUGACUACUUUGUCUGUCAAGGGGAAUCGAGUUGAAAUUACUGAAUUGGAGAAACUUGAAGAGUUAUUGCUAAAAGUUGUCAGAGGUUUGAACAGUAAUGUGCAAUUGUAAUUGAUCAAGUAUCUCUGCACUUCGCAGGAAUGUAGAGAGUUAGCCUUCCCUAGAAAAUAAGAUAUGUCUUUGAAUCUCGGAAUU